GUGAGGUGGUGUGGAGAGGAGGGGGUAAGACAUGAGGCUCCUAUGUCUUGCCACUGAGGAGAGCCGGGCUCAGUCUACCAGCUGCCAUUCUUGUGUGCAGACCAGUUGCGAUCCAACUGAGAACUAGGUGGCAGCACCGAACUCUGUCACUGGUUUGGAGGAUUCUGACACAUUGAACUGUCGCCACGCUGCCUGCCUCCUCAGCACUUACCUCAAGCUUCACGUAACUGAUUCUUGGACCAAAAAUCAAAAUGCCAGACACAAUGACAAACGGACACAUGAACGGACACUCUGAUGCGGAAAUGCAUGAAGAUGAUGAAAUGUUCCUCUUCAGUUCAGAGUCUGUUGGAGAAGGACAUCCUGACAAAAUGUGUGAUCAGAUCAGUGAUGCUGUGCUGGACGCCCACCUAAGACAAGAUCCUAAUGCAAAAGUAGCAUGUGAAACAGUCAUCAAAACUGGAAUGGUGCUUCUGUGUGGUGAAAUAAACUCUAGUGCCAAUGUUGAUUAUCAAAAGGUGGCCCGGGACACAAUCAAACACAUUGGGUAUGACGACUCUUCCAAAGGAUUUGACUAUAAGACUUGCAGUGUGCUAGUUGCCCUUCACCAGCAGUCCGAUCAGAUUGCUGCUGGAGUUCACUUGAACCGCCGUGAGGAAGACAUUGGUGCUGGAGAUCAGGGACUCAUGUUUGGCUAUGCGACUGAUGAGACUGAAGAAUCAAUGCCGCUUACUGUCGUCCUUGCGCACAGGCUUAACCAACGCAUCUCUGAACUGCGUAGGAGUGGUGAGUUCUGGUGGGCAAGACCAGACUCCAAAACUCAGGUUACUUGUGAGUAUAAAUCCCAUGAGGGAGCAUGUAUUCCCAAGAGAGUUCACACCGUAGUAGUUUCUAUUCAACAUUCUGAAAAAAUAAGUCUGGAUGAACUCCGCAGUGAAAUUAUGACAAAGGUGAUCAGAGAUGUCAUCCCUGAAAAGUAUCUGGAUGAAAAGACAGUUUUCCACGUCAACCCCUGCGGGCUCUUCAUCACCGGCGGGCCACAGAGUGAUGCUGGUCUUACCGGACGCAAGAUCAUAGUGGAUACUUACGGAGGGUGGGGCGCACACGGGGGAGGCGCCUUCAGUGGCAAGGACUUCACCAAGGUUGACAGAUCUGCAGCCUAUGCUGCUAGAUGGGUAGCCAAAUCCCUUGUUAAGGCUGGACUCUGCAGACGCUGCCUAGUGCAAGUGUCCUAUGCUAUUGGAGUGGCGGAGCCCCUAUCAAUCACCAUUUUCGACUAUGGAACUAGCCACAAAACCCAGAAAGAAUUACUGAAUAUUGUCAAGAGAAACUUCGACCUCCGACCAGGAAUGAUCGUCAAGGAGCUCAAUCUUAGAAAUCCCAUUUAUCAAUCCACUGCCUCUUAUGGACAUUUCGGCGGUAACACCUUCCCUUGGGAGAAGCCCAAGAAGCUUGUUUAACAUCUUCUUAAAAUUAAGAUUUGGCUAUUUUAAAUUUUUAUGACACCUAAUGUCUGAUGUGUGGCCUGUAGAUGAGACAUGUUAAAAGAGCAAUAGGGAAGGAAGGCUGUUUUCACGAGUGCUUGUCUAGUAUUAGUGAAGUGCAAGAAUCUCUUGACUCCUGAGAAGGUAUUUGUUAUAUGAAUGAAAUAUUCUGCAUUUUUAACUAUGUGACAAUUGUGAUUGCUCUCUUUUCAAUUGGCUGCCUGGUUGUCAAUUUUCUCUGGUUCCAUAUUUGGUAGUUAAUCUCAUUCCAUUUCAUUUCAUCAUCUGCCAUUUUAUGAAUUUUGUGAUUUGAAGUUUGUUAAAGCAAUGAAUUUUAUUAGACUGGUGUUUUUUUUAUUGUUUUAAUCCAUGAAAGGUAAACAAUUUUGAAUGUGUGAUUUUAUUUUAGAGAGAAAAUGGAUCAAUGAAGUCAUUGUCGUGUAGCUUGUGGUUACCAAUCUAUGUUCUGAGGUGUAUGUGCAUUGUCCCUUGGUUCUGUAGCAAUUAUGAAUUCUCUUCUGUAAUCUGAUUCCAAUUUGGCUUCUUAUGAAUUUUAAAUGUCAAUGCCAAGCAUUACAUUUCCUAGGCCAAAACGCAUGAACUCCCAAUGUAAUUUGAACUCAUUAUUACUACUGCACCAAGUUCAAUGGAAGGUGGAUUACUUCCCUCCAGUUUGUGCCUAUAUUGUAAUUUUUGAAUAACUCCAUCAGGCAGAAUCAAUUUGGAGAAAGAAUUGUAAGCAAGUCAGAUGUAAUGAACAACUUUAUCUGCUAUGCUAUGAAUAAACUUAGCCUUGAACAGGCAAGGCUAUACGUUGAAACAUGAA
Molecule: messenger RNA, 2307 nt
Organism: Thrips palmi
Lineage: Eukaryota; Metazoa; Arthropoda; Insecta; Thysanoptera; Thripidae
Product: S-adenosylmethionine synthase-like
Exons: 7
Coding region: 252-1457 (401 amino acids)
Biological process (GO): S-adenosylmethionine biosynthetic process
Cellular component (GO): cytosol
Molecular function (GO): methionine adenosyltransferase activity; ATP binding
Source: RefSeq, a predicted model, not a curated record